This is a messenger RNA of Adineta steineri, 1158 nucleotides long. The record is from the annotation of a GenBank genome assembly. NCBI's taxonomy places the organism in Eukaryota, Metazoa, Rotifera, Eurotatoria, Adinetida, Adinetidae.
AUGGUUGAAUGUAAUAAAUCAACGAGCAUCUUCGUUCUUGGUCUUGCUUCAAGUAUGAUGACCGAUAUUCGUUUAUCGCCUACUAAUGAACAGAGUAAGAUGGAAUUUGGUUAUGCUUUUUGUGUUACAUUUCUUGUCUUCAUAUCAUUUAUCUCGAAUAUGUUAACUAUUCUUACUUUUAUUCGUCAAAAACUUCGUCAAACACCUACUGGCAUUUAUAUAAUCUGUUAUUCAAUUUAUAGUCCAAUUGGAAUGUUAAUGUUGCAAUUUCGUUUAAUUCAAUUUAUUGAUUGGCUCUCGUAUACUUCGUUUGUCUUCAUUUGUAAUGUUGUUUCAGGUCUAGCAAGCGUCUUGACACGUCAGUGUGUGUGGAUGACUGGAUUGAUUGCUUUACAACGUUCAUUGGAAGCGAAGGGCAUAGGAAAAAGAGUAUCGGGCACACGUCGAUCAUCUAUUUGUCAAAUAUUUGCAUUGUCUUUAGUAAUAGUAAUCAUGCACAUUCAUGAAUUCUAUAGUCGUGUUAGCCUUCCAGAUCCAAUUGCACCUGGAAAAUGGAUUUGUGAAAUACUUUACACUCCUAGUCUCAAUAUAUUGAACACAGUUUUAGCGUUUCUUCAUUUAUUAUUUCCAUUCUUUCUCAAUUUACUGGCAAACAGUUUUAUUAUUAGAACUGUUGUUAGUCGGAAACUACAUCUUCAGAGUGAAACAAAUAGUUUCACUUUUUAUCAAAUGUGUAAGAAACAAUUGAAACGACAUCGAGAUCUGUUUAUUGCACCAACAUUGUCGAUUGUCUGUAUGUUACCACAAUUGAUACUAUCAUUGAACUAUUCUUGCAUUGAUUUGAGAGAAAAAUGGUUAUUACGUUUGAAUACAAGUGCAAAUUUAAUUAUUUAUCUUCCUCAAACGUUAACUUUUCUUAUUUAUGUUUAUCCUUCGACAUUGUAUUACAAUGAAUUUCAACUACAGAUCAAAAGAAUUAGACGAUAUUUUGGAAUUGAAAAGGACACAUUGAUUUCGAACCGAAAAGAAAAGAAGACAUUUGCAACAUUAAAAAUAAGAAAUCAUUCGUCGCCAGUUGAUCAAAAAUUAGCGGUACCAACUAUUUCCAGUAACAAGAAAAGAAAUAAGACAUUAGAAACUGCGUUUACAAGUUUUUGA